AUGGUAGCAUUUGGAUAUACAUUGAAAAUGUUUGUGAAAAUGUUUGAUAGAUUGUUGUGUCUUGUUUUGAAGAAAGUCAAACUGAAUAGAUACAAUAAACUAGGUCCUAAAAAACUAGCAUUAUUUCGUACCUUUGCUUUUGAAUCAACCUGCCAGCCAAAAGAAAUUGAAAUCGAGAGAAUCAUCGAAAUUGUUAACGACCACCCUUUCCCUGAUCACCCGCUUCACCCCACUCUUUUGCAACAUAUCCCGCCAUCUGUGCUUUCAACUCCGCUUGUGAAAAAUGUGCUCGGUCGUCUCUUUGCAGCACACUCCAAUGGCCUUAAAGCCUUUGAAUUCUUCAAAUUCUCCCUUAAACACUCCCACUUCCGCCCAAGUUCAGAUGCUUUUGAGAAGACGCUCCAUAUACUUGCACGAAUGCGCUACUUUGAUAAAGCUUGGGAAUUGAAAGAAAUUCAAUGAACACACCCUUCCUUGCUAACCCUAAAAUCCAUGAGAAUCUUGUUAUCGAGAAUUGCUAAGUUCCAGACCUACGAAGAUACCCUUGAAGCAUUUGAGAGGAUGGCAAAAAAUAUAUUUGUAGGGAGGAAAUUUGGCACCGAUGAGUUCAAUGUACUACUUAGAGCAUUUUGUACUCAAAGGCAGAUGAAGGAGGCAAGGUCUGUGUUCAACAAGAUACAUCCUCGAUUUUCUCCCAACACCAAGACCAUGAAUAUUUUGCUGUUGGGUUUCAAGGAAUCAGGUGAUCUUACCACUGUAGAACUGUUCUACCAUGAGAUGGUUCGAAGAGGCUUUAAGCCGAAUAAUGUGACUUACAAUAUUAGAAUUGAUGCUUACUACAAGAAAGGAUGUUUCGGUGAUGGUUUGAGACUUCUUACAGAAAUGGAAGGUGUAAAUUGCUUGCCUACAAUAGAAACAAUAACAACAUUGAUUCAUGGCGCAGGGAUUGCUCAAAACAUAGCUAAAGCAAGAGAGUUGUUGGAAGAGAUUCCCAUGAGAAACUUAAGGCCUGAUACUGGUGCUUAUAAUGCUUUAUUGAGUUCUCUUGUAAGAUGCAGGGACGUGGAGUCUGCAACCAGCUUAAUGGAUAAGAUGGAAGAGAAAGGCAUUGGGCAUGACAAUAUCACAUACCAUACUAUGUUCUUUGGUUUAAUGAAGUCAAAAAAUUUGGACUCUGUUUCUGAACUCUUUGAUAAUAUGAGGAAGAAAAACUUUGUUCCCAAGACACGAACAGUGGUGAUGUUGAUGAAAUUCUUUUGUGCAAAUCGUCAGCCUGAUUUGGGGUUGAAUUUGUGGGGCUGCCUAUUAGAGAGAGGUCACUGCCCCUAUGGCCAUGCAUUGGAUCUAUUGGCAACAUCAUUGUGCUCGCAUGGGAAGGUGCAAGAAGCUUUUAAGUGCUCCAAACAAAUAUUGGAGAGAGGAAGGCACGUGAGUGAGGCAGUGUUUCAGAUGUUGGAGAGGUUUCUACUGCAGGCUGGAGAUAUGGAAAAGUCAAGGAUGCUUGAUGUGCUGAUCAAGCGAUUACAAAAUAUUUUGCCGCCAUCAAGAGGUCUCGCUACUGGUAUUCUUACACCCACUGAAAUGGACUAAUUGAGUUUAGCUUGAAUUUUUAUUAAAACUAGCUUUAUUGCUAUGUUGUAAUCCUUGCAUUUUACAUUUUAUGAUCAGCAUUUGCACGUUAUGAUCAGUUUUUUAAUCACUUAUA
Molecule: messenger RNA, 1705 nt
Organism: Camellia sinensis
Lineage: Eukaryota; Viridiplantae; Streptophyta; Magnoliopsida; Ericales; Theaceae
Source: RefSeq, a predicted model, not a curated record